AUGGCCAGCAAGAGAUCAAAAGCGGACACAAAAACAAAACAAAGAGAUAAUCAUAACCUCAAUACUCUUAAGAGACAUAAGACUAGCAAAACAGCAAUCGAUGCAAACGAUUGCCAAUUAAGUCCCAAAUCACGUCAAAUCAGCCCUUAUUUCCAAUCCAUUGACAGACUUUGCUAUCAAUUCUUUGCCACAAAAACUUGUAUUCAGUUAUCGAAAGCGCUUUUGGGACAAACCUUAUGCCGAAGACUAUCACCGGAGGGACCAAUCCUUAAGGCAAUGAUCGUCGAGACGGAGGCCUAUAUGGGAGUGAUUGAUAAGUCGUGCCACACAUACGGCGGCCGUCGGACCAAAUGCAAUGAAGCCAUGUUUAUGUCUUCGGCCACUAUAUAUGUGUAUAAAAUUCAUGGUAUAUAUCAUUGUUUGAAUUUGUCGGCCGAAGAGGAGGGAGCGGUAGUACUGUUGAGAGCUGUUGAGCCGUUAGAGGGAAUCGAUUCCAUGAAUCAAUUGAGGACUCAAUUUCAGCGAAGACGUCGUCAGACGAGUAGCGAUGAUAAUAGAGUUGAGAAGCCAUACAAACCUAAAAUGUUGGCCAACGGACCCUCAAAAUUGUGUAUAGCUUUUGACAUAACUAAGGAUAAUAUGAAUAAAGUGGACAUAACUAACAGUUCCCUCAUUUGGAUCGAGAGGUCGGCCGCCGUUUGUGCCGAAGAUAUCGUUUGCUCGAAACGAAUCGGCAUUUCUGGAGACCAGGAAUGGGUGGACAAAGAGUUUCGGUUUUAUAUAAAAGGCAGCGAUUUUGUGAGCAAAAAGUGA
Messenger RNA from Medioppia subpectinata, 813 nucleotides. The record is from the annotation of a GenBank genome assembly. NCBI's taxonomy places the organism in Eukaryota, Metazoa, Arthropoda, Arachnida, Sarcoptiformes, Oppiidae.